Mesorhabditis belari is the source of this 1596-nucleotide messenger RNA. The record is from the annotation of a GenBank genome assembly. NCBI's taxonomy places the organism in Eukaryota, Metazoa, Nematoda, Chromadorea, Rhabditida, Rhabditidae.
AUGCCAAAUCCAUCAUCUACGCAACGACACAUAGCACCUGAUGGAGGAUGGGGAUGGGUUGUCGUCCUUGGCGCUUUUCUAAUCCACGUGAUCUCUGAUGGUUUUAUUGAUUCACUGGGAAUUGUUAUGGAUCGUUUGAAAGAGGAAUUCCAUGCCGACAACGCUAGCGCGGCACUCGUUUUCUCGGUGCUGAACGCUGUUUAUAUGGCUUCCGGCGUCGUUGCGACAGCGAUCGCUGAUCGAAUCGGCCGUCAGCUGACGUGUGCAAUUGGAUGUUUAUUUUCGGCUCUUGGUUGUCUCCUCUCAAUUUGGGCCUCAUCAAUGCUUCUAGUCGGUGUAACAAUUGGAGUGAUUCUGGGAAUCGGCUCCGGUUUGAUGUACUCCUCAGCGAUCGUCUGUAUGACUACGUAUUUUGAUAAAAAACGAUCUCUGGCUACGGGAAUCACCGUUUGUGGCGCAGGUGUUGGCGCUUUUCUCUUCUCACCGAUCAAUGCAUUGGUCAUCGAUCAUUUUGGAUAUAAAGGAGUAUUUAUUUUAUUUACAGGUCUCUUCGUCUUUUGUCUCCUUUUUGCUGCCACUUUCAAGCCGAUUCCCAAGCAAAUGUCUCAAGAAGUUGAAGAUCGGACUCUUCUUUCGGAAAAGUCAUCAGCUGCCUUCACUAUGAAAGAAAUAGAAGAAAAAGAGGAUGGAUUGAAUCACUGGCUUAGAAAGACAAUCUCUUUGCUGAAAGACCCGGUUCUACUCGUUUUCGGUUUUUCAUGCAUGGUGACAUCUGUUGGAACAACUGGACCAAUCUAUUUUCUUCCUUUUUAUGCAACAAAUACUUUGGGAUUAACGAGAGAUCAAUCUUCAGUGCCAAUAUCAAUUUAUGGCCUUAGCAACACUCUGGGUCGUCUCGUUUGCGGUUUCAUCAGUGAUCGCCGAAUCCCAUUGCCGAAAAAAGCCGGCGACGACAAAGCGAGGAAUCGUCGCUGCAUUUUGGGUGGAUCUCUAUUGCUCUGCGGUCUCUUUUGUUGUUUAUCGUUUCUGUUAAGCGACUUUCUCAGUGUCUGCCUCUAUGCUGGACUAUUUGGAUACUUCUCAGCCGCCUCAAUCUGUUUAUUGUCGGUGGUUUUGGUGGAUUUAGUCGGAAUCGAGAAAUUGACGAACUCUUUUGGAAUCAUUUUAACGUUUAAAGCAAUCGGAACAAUGAUCGGUCCAUCAAUCGCUGGCUGGUUGGCUGACUAUUUUGGGUCCUAUCAUCCAAGUUAUAUUUUCUCAGGCCUUAUCAACACUCUGGGCCGUCUCGUUUGCGGUUUCAUCAGUGAUCGCCGAAUCCCAUUGCCGAAAAAAGCCGGCGACAACAAAGCGAGGAAUCGACGCUACAUUUUGCUCUGCGGUCUCUUUUGUUGUUUAUCGUUUCUGUUAAACGACUUUCUCAGUGUCUGCCUCUAUGCUGGACUGUUUGGAUAUUUCUCAGCCGCCUCAAUUUGUUUGAUGUCGGUCGUUUUGGUGGAUUUGGUCGGAAUCGAGAAAUUGACGAACUCUUUUGGAAUCAUUUUAACGUUUAAAGCAAUCGGAACAAUGAUCGGUCCAUCAAUCGCUGGCUGGUAUAUC